Messenger RNA from Candidula unifasciata, 738 nucleotides. Lineage: Eukaryota; Metazoa; Mollusca; Gastropoda; Stylommatophora; Geomitridae. The record is from the annotation of a GenBank genome assembly.
AUGGCGAACUCUGCUGCAGUAGGUGCCUUUCUGGGUGUGAACUUUUUAAUAAUUAUGGCAGUCCAUUACUCUGCAGCCAAAUGCCCCGAGGAUUACCGCUACAGGGUUGAAAUGUGUGUAAUGGAAGCACAAGUGGCACCGCAGGCUGGCGGAGGGCUUCCACUGGUCACAGACCGCAACAAGCUGGAGGAACUUUGCGUCCGAGGGAUUCUCCAAAAAACAAUUGACUGCCUGCGAGACAUAUAUGACCGAUGCUCCAACAAUGCUGUAGUCAAACAAGAAUUAGACAUGCUGUUCAGUAUUGACGAAUGGAAGCAAGGGCAGACACUCCUGUGUGAAGAUCUUAACCUUUUCAAAAACCAUUUCGACUGUGUGUCAAAGUUUGGACCCAGGAUUUCUAGUUGUAUCCUGAUCCGCACCCAGCUGUUCAAGAAGGCUGUCACUGAUGCUGGCAUUGCACAUUUCAGGACCUUACAUGACAUCACAUGCAAUUUUGCUCAAAACAUUGUUAACUGUCUUGAGCGACCACUUGCUCGCUCCUGCCCUCUGGAGGUUGUUGACACCAUGGUCAGUGCCCUGCAUCGCUUCCUGCCCCCAGCUUGUGCCCCGGUGCCCGCAGUGUUUGAGGUUGAGCAUGAUCAGCAAGAGGAAAGGAGAGGUCAGGCAGCUCAUGAUGAACAGUAUGAACCAAUGAUUUAUGAGACUGUGAUUGUUGAAGGUGGUGACGGAAGAAACUGA